UGCUGAGACCGACCUGGGACACUGCUGAGAAACAUCUGUCAGUCAAAGCCUGAGAUGCGUCUGUGGUGGAUUCCAGUGGAGUGGUCACAGAAAUUUAAACCCACCUCUGGUCACAAGCAAAGAGGAGGAAGUCGGGUCUAGUCCAGAUCAGUCUAACUCAGCUCUAAGACUCAGAAGACAUCUAAGACAGAGGAUUAAAUAAAAAACCUUUAAGAAGUACAACUUUCUGCCAGCUGCCACAUGGAGCCAAAGUCGUCUUCUGGUUUCAGUGGAGUUCCUGCCUGGGGGUACGGAGGGACGAUACCUGAACACAUCAGAACUCAAGCAUGCCACACCAGCGCUUUCAGAAGAAAAAGCAACGUUCACCUCAAUGACCAGCUCAUCCCAAAACCAACUGAUAUAAAUGUAUUCGAGAGAACGAUAAAGACUACUACGCUGAAAGAGCAUCCUUAUUCAUCGCACAUUUCUCGGUUUGCCAUGUUCCCCUCGUUCCUCUCCCCGGAUGACCCGGAGAGGGGAGUCAGAGCGGCUUCACAGAGUUUCAUAAACACUCUCAUUCCAAACAAGCCUCCUGACGUCACUUUGCUCAGCAAAACUAUAGGAGGUCCGUAUCGACACGAAAUCUUGGAAAACCCAGUUAAAUCCAGGAAAAUGGCUGUUUCAUGGACAGGGGAAAAUGGAUUUUUGGAUCAUUCGAAACCGGUAAAAGGGGAGACACAGAUUUUCUACCCAGCUCCUCCGAAGACAAUACUGCCCAACCCAAAACUCCGACCCUGGAAUCUGUCGUUAUCAGAGCGCACAGGCAACAUUCUGAGAAACCUGGAGAGGGAACUCUGGAUCACGUCUUACCAGAUGGACUUCACUGGAUCAGGGCCUGCAAACCCUUUAAAGACUGAUGAUUUCAAGGAGAAAAUAAGCACUCUCAAUGGGAUUAAUUCACACUCCGCACCUCUGAGAGAAUCGUCCUGUCCUGUGUUUGUUCCAUCAAAACCCAAAGCAGGACGUAGACGAAGACUGCAGACAAAACGGAGUGACAGCCCCAAUUUUGCUGGUCUCCAAAUGUCAAAUGUAAAUCAAAGCACUGCUCCAUCUUACAUAUACCAAAAACAGCCCCAAGAGCUUAUGGCUAAUUACAGCAAAGCAACAGAUUUGAGCCAAAUGGGUCACAGUCAAUCAGAGUCCGAAACUGGCUUAAUAGACGUGCAGCAUACUGAUCCAUCCCUGGAGAUCUUACAGGAAAGGGCUGUUGAUCAUGUCAGAGAAAGGGAAAACCGCAAAAUUCGAUUCGACGAAAGUCUAAUGCAAGAAUCUGAAUCAAAAAGCAGCCAAGGCGCCACCGUUCACCUCUCAAACACACAACAAUUUAACCUGAGCGGCGAUUCUUCUUUCCAACGAGAGGCAAAAGUGAAGACAGAGACAAACUCAACGGAGCUGCAAAAAGAAGAUCCACAAAUCAAAAAGCAGCCUCUCGGAGUCGGAAAUCCACUCGGGUCCAAAUUACACGAUGCAUUAUCAAAUAAAGAGGAUGAUAAGACAAAAGGGGGCGAGCUGCGAAGCUCUCGUCCUAACGUCUCUUUCCUGCCGAGGCGUUCUGUCUUUUCAGGUAGUGAGGCUGCAGGUAGGACAGGCACAACCCUCACCCUUCUAGACCUCCAAAACUCAUUCAGCAAGUCAGAGGCACAUCGAAGAUUCAGCAACUCCAUCACACAUGCUGCUGUGGACCUGAGGCACAAUGUAGUCACUGGGAAAAGACACAACUUUUAUGGGGUUAACUGCAACCAUAUUCAUGGGUGAAUAUGAACAUUGACUUUCCAGCUAAUAGCAAAUAAUGUUUUCAGAUGGACUUGAACUGGCAGCAGCUCACUCAGUCACAAUGUUUUUUGGGGGGUUUUUGUGAGUUAAAUGCUUGUUGCAAACUUUGUUUUCAGUAAUUAUACAUGGUUAUUCUGAAUAUGUAUAGUAAAAGACAGACUUUCAUUACAACAUCUGGAAAUUAGAUGUGUGAUAAAAGCAGCUGCACUAAGUGCAAUACUAGUUGUCCUCUACAACUGCCUUUAAAUACCGUGAACAUUUUAUCACCUAGCAACAAGCUUUGCAAAACUACAGCCUUUUGUAUUUGAAAAAGGGUCUUGUCUAUGACUCAAUCAUGUUGACACACAGAAAUAUUUUGAUCUAAUUUGUUUCUUCAUAAUAUAAUAUUGACUUUAUGCCCUGCUGGACGGCAAACUACAUGUCUAAUGUCACUUUUUAAUGAUACUUUGAAAAAAAAAAUUUUUUUUGUGUAGUCUAACAAGUCCGUCUAUUUUUGUAUCGCCACUUAUAAGUUUCACAUUAAGAUGCUCCCCCUGUCGUGUUUCAGUGUAGGAGUGGAGUGCAUCCAUAACUUGCAAAACAAAAUCAUCCCCACAUCAUUAUGGUUCCACCUCCGUGCUUCACUCUGGGUAUUUUGCUGCUUCUUUGCAAUUUUUUUUAAAUUCAUCUCCUCAGCAUAAUUCUGUGCCCUUUUUUGUUUCAAUUUGUCUCCAGUUCUGUCAUGUUUUUUUCAGUAUUUGGGUGAUUGGAUGAACACGCCCUGAGACAUAGCUCUAGCUUUGAAGCAUUGCUUUAUGGACUAAUCCUGCUUUUAAUUUCUUAACAGUCUGAUCUUUAUGAUGCUGUUUGGUCACGUUCUUUCCUCUUUUUUUCUUUCCUUUGGUUUGUUAUUUUGUUUGUAUUUCCU
Poecilia reticulata (guppy) is the source of this 2719-nucleotide messenger RNA. RefSeq names its product sperm microtubule inner protein 4 (gene spmip4). The record is from RefSeq and is a predicted model, not a curated record. Lineage: Eukaryota; Metazoa; Chordata; Actinopteri; Cyprinodontiformes; Poeciliidae. Gene Ontology annotation, cellular component: centrosome.